AUGUUACUCAACAAAACCAGGCUGGUGGGAUUCACUAAUAGAUCCCACAAGAGCAAUAUGGAGGGUAAUUCCACGUCAGAUAUUGUGAUCCUCAGUGGCAAUUCGCACCCUGAACUGGCUGAUUUGAUCGCUAACCGACUUGGUGUAAGAAAGGGAGGAUGUUCAGUAUACCAUAAAACCAACAGAGAAACUAUGGUUGAGAUUGCUGACUCUAUUCGUGGAAAGAACAUUUAUAUUGUUCAGACUGGAACAAAAGAUGUUAACAACAACAUAAUGGAGCUGUUAAUAAUGGCUUAUGCUUGUAAGACUUCAUCUGCUCGGUCUAUUGUAGGGGUGAUUCCAUAUUUGCCAUACAGUAAACAGUGUAAAAUGAGGAAAAGAGGUUGCAUUGUCACUAAACUCCUGGCUAAAAUGAUGUGUAAGUCUGGCUUGACACAUAUUAUUACAAUGGACUUACAUCAGAAGGAAAUUCAGGGUUUUUAUGAAUGUCCAGUUGAUAAUUUAAGAGCAUCUCCUUUCUUACUUCAGUAUAUUCAAGAAAGUAUUCCAGAUUAUCGCAACUCUGUGAUAGUGGCACGUAACCCCGGGUCUGCUAAGAAAGCCACAUCAUAUGCAGAGAGGUUAAGGUUAGCUAUAGCUGUCAUUCACGGUGAACAGAAAGAAGCUGAAAGUGAUGAAGUAGAUGGACGCUACUCUCCACCAUGUUUACCUAAUAGGUCUCGCACCAUGGAUGUGUCUGUUGGUGUACCUGGUAAUCCAGCUAAGGAAAAGCCACCAAUAAAUGUAGUUGGUGAUGUAGGUGGCCGAAUUGCUAUUAUGGUGGACGACAUGAUAGAUGACGUACAGUCUUUCGUCGCCGCGGCUGAGGUCCUCAAGGAAUGUGGAGCUUACAAAAUUUACGUGCUUGCUACACACGGACUGCUAUCUUCAGAUGCUCCACGGCUCAUUGAAGACUCGCCGAUCGACGAGGUGGUCGUCACAAACACAGUCCCACACGAACUUCAAAAGAUGCAAUGCAACAAAAUCAAAACCAUCGACAUAUCAGUACUCCUCAGUGAGGCAAUCCGCCGCAUUCACAACAAGGAGUCCAUGUCAUAUCUCUUUAAAAAUGUUACCCUUGAAGACUAA
Molecule: messenger RNA, 1128 nt
Organism: Arctia plantaginis
Lineage: Eukaryota; Metazoa; Arthropoda; Insecta; Lepidoptera; Erebidae
Source: the annotation of a GenBank genome assembly